Molecule: messenger RNA, 3564 nt
Organism: Megalobrama amblycephala (Wuchang bream)
Lineage: Eukaryota; Metazoa; Chordata; Actinopteri; Cypriniformes; Xenocyprididae
Product: E3 ubiquitin-protein ligase TRIM39-like
Exons: 9
Coding region: 170-1921 (583 amino acids)
Molecular function (GO): protein binding; zinc ion binding
Source: RefSeq, a predicted model, not a curated record
GGGAGCUUUCAGGAAACUCCCAGCUUACAAGCUGUAAUUACGAGCUCUACGAGGACGUGAACGCUUUUUACAAGCUAGAAUGUCGUAACUACAGGAAUUACGAGGCCGCGUGAACGCACCUAAAGCUAAGUAAAUCUGUUAUGUUUUAUGAGAAAAGAUAGGAGGAGCUAUGACUUCACUGCUGAAAAUUCUUUCAGAUAAUCUGAGACCACAUCUGAUACUCACAAAUAAGAUUAAAGAGGAGAAAAGAGCAAUGGCAGAAUCAUCACCAAAACAAAGCGAUGCCAGGAGGAAGAGUGUGAAUAAACCUCUAACAACUCUGUCAUCCUCCAGUGGUCCUCUGUCAGAGGAGCUCCAGUGCUCGAUCUGUCUGGAUGUGUUCACUGAUCCAGUCAGCACUCCAUGUGGACACAACUUCUGUAAGAGCUGCCUGAACCAGUGCUGGAACAACAUUCAGAUCUACUCGUGUCCAUUAUGUAAAGAAACAUUCAAAAGAAGACCCAACCUCAAGAUCAACACAGCGCUUAGAGAGGUUGUGCUACUCUUUAAAGGAAACUCUGGUCAGAGUAAAUCUGAGGUUCUCUGUGACAUCUGUGAUGAUAUAAAGAUGAAAGCCCUGAAGAUGUGUCUGGAGUGUCAGAUCUCAUACUGUCAAACUCACCUGGAGCCUCAUCAGAGAGUCCCAAAGUUAAAGAAACACAAACUGAUCGAUCCUGUGGAGAAACUUGAGGACUAUAUCUGUCAGAAACAUGAGAAACCUCUGGAGCUGUUCUGUAGAGAUGAUCAGACAUGUGUGUGUUUGCUCUGCGCUGUGACAGACCACAAGACUCACAACACUGUUUCUGUAGAAGAGGAGAGUCGAGAGAGGAAGUCUCAGCUGAUGAAGAUUCAGACAGACAUGCAGCAGAUGAUCCAGGACAGAAUGAAGAGGAUUCAAGACCUCAAAUGCUCUGCAAAACUCAGAAAAGAAGUGUUAAAGAAAGAGAAAGCAGAGAGUAUUGAGCUCUUCACUGAUCUGAUCCGCUCCAUUGAGAGAUGUCAGUCUGAGUUGCUGGAGAUGAUGGAGCAGAAGCAGAAAGCAGCAGAGAAGCAGGCUGAAGAGCUCAUUAAAGCGCUGGAGCAGGAGAUCACUGAGCUAAAGAGGAGAGACACUGAGCUGGAGCAGCUCUCACACACUGAGGAUCACCUGCACCUCCUACAGAUUUACCCGUCCCUGAGCAGACCUGCACACACCAGCAGCUGCUCUGAGAUCAGUCUUAGUGACACUCAUGUGAGUGUGGAGACUCUGAUGAGAUUUCUGACUCAACUGAAGGAGACACUAGAUGAGAAACUCAGCAAAACUGUCUCCACAGAACUGAAGAUGAUGCAGCGAUAUGCAGUGGAUGUGACUCUGGAUCCUGAUACAGCUUCUCCAUAUCUAAUCCUGUCUGAUGAUGGAAAACAAGUGGCAUGUGGAGACAUUGAGCUUAAACUCAAAAACAACCCAAAGAGGUUUGACACUUGUCCCUGUGUCCUGGCAAAAGAGGGAUUCAGCUCAGGAAGAUUUUAUUUUGAGGUGCAGGUAAAGAGAAAGACAGACUGGGAUUUAGGAGUGGCCAGAGAAUCCAUUAACAGGAAGGGGAUGAUCAUAGCAGUUCCUGAGGAUGGAUACUGGGCUGUAGCUCUGAGGGAUGAGAAUCAGUAUGAGGCUUAUGAAUCUCCUUCUGUCUUUCUGUCUCUGAGAGUGAAUCCUCAGGUAGUUGGUGUGUUUGUGGAUUAUGAGGAGGGUCUGGUCUCCUUUUAUGAUGUGGAGUCCAGAUCUCACAUUUAUUCUUUCACUGGUCAGACUUUCACUGAGAAACUCUUCCCAAUCUUUAGCCCUUAUAAUAAUAAAAAAGGAGAAAAUGCAGCACCACUGAUCAUCUCACAUCAGAUAAAAUGAAUUUACACCCCAAUAUUAAUAAGAAUAUGAAAAUAUCUUUUUAGUGCUAUGAAUACUUGUUGUCAAACAAUGUUUUCCAGCUUUGAAAAUCUGCUGUAUUUUUUUUCAACUGUAUAAAUGUUCCUUGUUAGUCCAAAAACUUCCUUGUUAGUCCAAUAAAAGCUUUAAUUGACACCAGACCCAGAAAACGACAGGAUUUACAAAGUGGGGAUCUAUGACGUCAAAGGGCAGCAAGCACCGCCUCUGCAGAAGAAGAUCAACGCCUACUUCAUUCCUGCCUGUUAAGCCUCGCCCACCGAUUCGCGCAUGACAUGCAAUAGAAUAGGUAGUAAAGAGAACACAAGAGACGACACUUUGAUACUUUUUGGGUAACAGCCACUAGAUGGCGCUUCGGUAGCGCGACCGCCAUUAUGGGGUGAAAAUACUAACUGGACCAUAGAAUCCUUCACAUCUUCACAAUUUCACUGCCAAAUCAGAAGCGCAAUAGCACAGUUUUUAAAUUAAGUCAUCAGUAUGGCUCCUACAAUGUAAAAAAAUCCUAAUUUUAUGGAAAAUAACUGUGAUUUUUUAUGGUCAUUUUCUUUUCUUUUAAAUUAUACUCAAAACUCUGUAAAAUUACAAACAAUGUAUGUAAAUGAACAACUCGGCUGUUAUUUUAUGUGUUAUGACAUUAAUGAAAAAUUACAGUAAUUCUUUUUUUUUUUUUACAGAAAAUUUAGGCCUACUGUAUUUUUUAUACAGUAUUUUUUUCUGUUUUCUUAAAUUACAAACAAAUGUAAAAUUACAAAAAUAAUCAGUAAUUAAACAGUAACAAAACAGUUAAAUGGUAAAACGGUCAAAUGAAUGACAGCCAAAAAACCCUGUAGAAUUAAAGUAAAAUAUCCUAAUUUAAAUAAACCGAAAAACGCUGUUAUUUUACAGGUAUUUCCUGAAUUAUUACGAUCAAAUUCAAAAUUAAACCUUUACUUUAAAAAGCGUAUAAAAAAAAAGGUCAAUCAACAAAGCUUUUUUGUGACUUUAGUAGCUUGUUUUGUGAUGUUGUGAGUUGAUCUGAAUUUUUUGUUGGUUUUUUUUGUUUUUUGUAUUCUUGAUAUCUGUAUGAGCCUGCAUGACCUUGACAGAAAAAAAAAUAGUUUGUAGUAUUACAGCACUGCAAAAGUUUUGGUACUUUAAAUUACAACUGAUAUUAAACAAUUAAGAGACCAGAAUCUGCUAUCAGUGAGUCAGACCACUUUAUGAUGACUGUCAUUAAAGAUUUUCUUUUUUCUUUUUUGCUAAUAAACAUGCAUCAGAAACACACAGUUAAAGCAGUCUGAAAAAUACUAAUGUUAAAGUGUCAAGGGUCAAGAGCUCAACUAAAGCAAGCGCUGACCACCAGAACGGUGACUUCAAACUUUAUUAUUUUAUUCAAUAAAACAUCAACAUCUAAACCUCUGUUAAUUCUCAAUAAUAACUUUAAUAUGAAAUAAAGUGUGGAUUGUAAUAAGUGAAGAUGCUGAGAUCUUGAGAGAUCUGUUAGUGUUUUAUGUUCUGUUGGGAUUAAGAGGGUUUCUAUCGUGUGUUUUGUGGGUCACCAUCGUGCUGAAGAGUAGAGCCUGUGCUUCAGUCCAGGAUGAGCCAGAAAAUGUCAAUGUUAUGCUGCA